Fonsecaea multimorphosa CBS 102226 is the source of this 4326-nucleotide messenger RNA. RefSeq lists its product as uncharacterized. Gene Ontology annotation, molecular function: protein kinase binding; molecular adaptor activity. The transcript has a single exon. Gene Ontology annotation, biological process: positive regulation of protein phosphorylation; autophagy of peroxisome; reticulophagy. Gene Ontology annotation, cellular component: Atg1/ULK1 kinase complex; extrinsic component of membrane; phagophore assembly site membrane. Lineage: Eukaryota; Fungi; Ascomycota; Eurotiomycetes; Chaetothyriales; Herpotrichiellaceae. The record is from RefSeq and is a predicted model, not a curated record. Bases 1 to 4326 code for a protein of 1441 amino acids.
AUGGCGCUACAAGUCUAUAUCUCUCACACGGGCGGCGUCCUCACCUUCAAUGACCCUGUUGUGGCUCGUGUCGACAACCUGCGGUCAUGGAUCGAAGCCAAUACUGCCAUUCCAGCCUCUCGCCAAAUCUUGAUGACGGCUCGCGGCAAGAUUGUCAAGAAUCUCAAUAACGAACAAGAGGUCUACGUCUACGACAAGCAGUUCCUGUCCCCAGACUCCCAACCCCCUACCCGUGACGAUGUCCAACUGAAACCGCUCGCCGAACCCCCUUCGUAUCUCGCCGACGAGACCAGCCUGAAAGCAUGGCACGAGUUGUUCAACUCCCGGCGCACCUGGGCGCUCGAGGCGGUAGAGAUUGCAAGAACAGGCGUGGAGAACAUUGAAAUAUGUGCAGAGGAGGCAUCUGUCAUUGCUAGGUCCAUGAAGGUCGCCCUAGACAACCUGCGGAACCAUGUCACGACACUUCAGCAGAGGUUCGAGGAGACAAAUCAAUGGGCACAGGGCUACAUACAAGAACAUCGAGAGGUCCUCAAGGAUUGGCAAGCGAGUGUAGAUACCCUUGCAGAGCUCCCUGUCCGCGAAGAUGUCGUUAGAGUGUUGCGGCGUCCGGCUGAGCCCGAUAGCAAGGACCCUUCUACACCUAUCGGCACUCUUUUCGAUUUGAUCGACCGAGAGAGCCUACACACUGCUGCGGAGAGUGUCGAGCAAAGCUCGGCCGACUUCGAGAAGAGGCUGCUUGAACUGCAGUCAGGUAUGGAGAAACUAAAGCAGGAUACAAAUCAGGCCCAGGCUCGCUCAACCCAAAUACCAGACUUCGACACCAAUGCUCUGCUGGAUGAGGCUGAGACACUAGCGAAGCGGAUCAGCUCUGACUACGAAGAUGUUGUACAGAUGCAAGACAACCAGAAAUCCGUGGUUGCAGCGUCAAGAAAAGCCGCAGUGCAUACCCGUGAACUGUUGCCUGCCAUGCACGGUGUUGUGGAAGAAAUUGUCCAGGCCUCCUUGAGUGCCUCCGAAACGCGAAAUACUGCAUCUCAUGACUGGUAUUCGACACUUCAACUCAUUUCUGGUAUCCAAUCUCGCCUCGCAGAACUACAAUCUGGCAUCACAAACCUGGACUUCCGCGACGACGACAACUUUGCGGCCCUCAACAGGGCUUUUCAGCUACCCCUUGUCUAUGGUGCUACACUUGUGGAAGCAACCCGCAGAUCCGAGUGGACCGAGCGGAUGCGGGCAGAGGUGGACGUUCUCCACGAGGAUCUUUCCCAGCAGACCGAGGAAGAGCAAAGACGACGAAAAAAAUGGACGGCUUCGCACAGCGAGUUCUUGAAUGAGGAUAUGAAUGCCAAAGAUGCACUCAUCGAUCUGAAAGCAACAGCCCCGCGGAAUUCCUGGCCAUUUGUCAGCAGAGACGAAAUAUUCGCCUGGGUUGACGACCUGAGAGCACUCGGUAUCGAUGACGCCGUGCAGUCAGUCAUGCAGCGGAUGAAAGAUCUAGAUGCACCAGUCCGGAAGCAGAAAACGAAGCCUUUCAAGAACGGGAGUAUCCAUGAUCUUAGCCAGAGCGCUGCUCUGGGUAGUGGAGAUGAAGUCAGGGGUUUACAGGACGAGAAAGCAAGACUUGAGGAGAAGCUCCGCGCUUCGGAUAGUCGAGUGCGGAAGUUGGAAGACCUCCUCCAUCGUCAAAGCCAGCUCAGCCGGCCUCCUAGUGGGAUCUUCCAGCCUGGCAGCGCUGCGGACUUCGAGAGACAGCAGACCCCUUCACCGAGUCCGCUGCACAGACACAGCGACCUGUCUCGCAGGUCAUCAGUCUCACUCAGAAGACUAUCCAACAAUCAGGACGAGAAGUCCUUGGUGCAGAAAAUCGUUGCAUUAGAAGGUCAGAUCCAAAAGUUGCAAGAGGAAGCUCACGCAGAACGGCGCUCAAGUACGGAGAGCAGGGAUAAAAUGCAGGAAGCGGAAUUGGUCAAGCGAGACCUGAUGGCCAAUUUCGAAGCGCAGAAGCAAGAAUUCGAGGAGGAGCGACAAUUGCUGGACGACGAAGUACACCGGCUAAAAGUCAAACUGGAAGAAGCCGAAGAGGAGCUUGAUCGUCUUAAUGACUCCAGGGAUCAUUUCCGCUCCGAACAAGAUCAGACAAUGCUCAACUUGCGGAAUGAGUUGGAACAACUAAAGAAGACCUCUGCAGAUGAUGUCGCGGUGUCAGACCGCAGAGUCGAAUUGGCGCGAAAGGAAGCAGCCGCGCACCGCGAGCGAGCAGCAACGCUCGAUCGCCAACUCCACCAACUCAAGGAAGAACGGGCAGCCGUACAGUCUCAGAACAUGACCCUAGCAAACCAACUGCGCUCAAUGGAGGAUCAACAGCAAGAAUACAUCUCCAUCCUACAAGGAGCACACUCGAACCUAUCACCGGCUGGUUCUCCUCCAGAUGAUCUUCGCCGCAUCGUCAACGCACUGGAGAUUCUCUCCGAAGGGGCCGCGAUCCAUGCUCGCGGUCUCGACGACUCUCUCCAACUUGCUACCGCGGAGAACAAAUCGCUCGAGGAGAAAUUGUCCAACGCGGAAAGCGAGAUCAAACUUCUCACGGAGAAACUGUCCACGAUGGAAGCGCGGGCGAAUGAAUUGAGGGAAGACCUCGAACAGGAACGUAGCAAGAUCUCGGUGCUGAAGACGGAACUCGCAGGCGAACGCGCAGAGAUGCAUUCCCUGCGCGAAAAGUUCGCCGCUGGGGAGACUGGCUCUGAUGCCCUCCGUCAACAACUCAAGUCUGAAGAAACCAAAGUCGCGGAAUUGAUGGACCGCAAAGCCCAAGACGAGGGUGUCAUUCAGCGCCUGAAGCAUGAAAUUGAAGACCUCAAUCGGGAAGCGGUCAACGCGGCGGAGAAACAGGAGAAAUUGCGCAGACACUUUGACAAGAGGGGCGAAAGGGCGAAACAGCUUUCGGAGAGGUUGUUCCACCACCACGAUCGAAUCGUCCGCAUGCUCGAGCAAUUUGGCUAUUAUGUGUCCCGGCAGGACGAUACGCUCGUCAUCCAGCGUGCAAGUAAAGUCAACGCGAGCGCCGUGCUGAGUGGCAACGAAGGGUCGGGACCUCCAGGCACUUCGAUGAAGCGAACCAUAUCCGGUUCGACGCCUGCACAGCACUACUCGGACCCUUCAGACCUCGACACGCUGUAUUGGACAUCCGACAACGAUCUCACCUCCGAAUCGACAAAAUACUCGGGCUUCCUUUCCGCUUUGUCGAGACUUGACAUGGACAGCACGAUCGACCUGAUCACGAAGCGCUACAAGGACGUCGAGACGCUGGCGAAGAAAUACCAAAAGGACUCCCGCGCUUACCGGGAACGGACGCACCGCUCGCAAGCCGAAGCGCACGAUAAAAUCGCAUAUAGGAGCUUCAAGGAAGGGGAUCUGGCCUUGUUUUUGCCUACGAGGAAUCAGGCGACGAGACCCUGGGCGGCGUUCAAUGUUGGUGCGCCGCAUUACUUUCUGAGAGAGCAGGAUGCGCACAAAUUGCAGUCGAGGGACUGGUUGCUCGCGCGAAUCACCAAGAUAGAAGAGAGAGUGGUAGAUCUGAGCAAGAGCAUGCGCGGCAACACCUCCUCUUCCACCGUGGGUGUAGCGAGUACGGUGGUGGAUGACGGUGGGUCGGCGAGGAGCGUUGACGACGAGAACCCCUUCGAGUUGUCCGAUGGGUUGAGGUGGUAUAUGAUUGAUGCGCAGGAGGAGAAAUUGGGCGCGCCUGGCACCCCUUCCGUCGGAAAGUCAACCGUUAUAGCGAGCAACGUCGAGGUCAAGGGCCACAUGGGAUUGGGCAGGAAGGAGCACAAGUCAAGCAUGGGUAUGGGUGGCGGUGGCAGCAAUGCCACAACGACCAUGGUCACUAAGACACUUACCAAAAGCUUGGAUAGUCGGCGGUCGAGCUCAGGGAGCAAAAAGAGCGUGGAUCUCAAGGGCAAGCUUCACGACCGGAGCAGCGUUAAGGACGGUAUGCCUUCGUCGAAGCUUGCACCGUUGGCGCCUAUCUCGAGCGACACGGACGUUGAGCAAAGGCGUGCACUUCCACACGAUGUGGGCGGCAGAAGUGUGGCCAUCCCGGACGACGACGCCCAUGCGGAUGCAGAUGCAGAGAACGAGAAUGACGAGUCUGAAGCGCAGAAUUUGGCGGAUUCGAUGACGCUGCAAGCGGCGGGCCAAGGCCAAGGCCAAGUUGGGACUGCCAGUGUACCCAGCAUUGUACGCCGUCCCACCGAAAGGAGCCAGACGGACCGGGAGGAUGCACAGGUCUUUGAAGUGGUGAGGCGAGAUCUUCUUCUCGGCCCGUAA